This is a messenger RNA of Clavispora lusitaniae ATCC 42720, 1593 nucleotides long. RefSeq names its product Ca(2+)-binding ATP:ADP antiporter. Gene Ontology annotation, molecular function: ATP transmembrane transporter activity; calcium ion binding. NCBI's taxonomy places the organism in Eukaryota, Fungi, Ascomycota, Pichiomycetes, Serinales, Metschnikowiaceae. Gene Ontology annotation, biological process: ATP transport; ADP transport; transmembrane transport. The record is from RefSeq and is a predicted model, not a curated record.
AUGAGCAACCAGCAAGAAGUGCCAGACGACUACGAAGUUUUGUUUGACAAGUUAGACAUCAAGCACAAUGGAGAAAUCACGUUGCAAGACUUCAAAAAGGCCAUCAAAACGUUGAACCACCCGGUGGGCGACAACCCGGAGCUUGUGGAGAAAGUGUUCCAGUCGUUCGACAGCAACAAGGACAAGGUGAUUGACUUCAACGACUUCAAGCUUUACCUAACAACGACAGACGACCAGAUCUUGAGAGGGUUCAACAUCAUCGACCAGGACCACGACGGCAAGUUGACCAAGGAAGAUUUCAUGCACUACCUAAAGAAAACGCUCAACCUCAGUCCGUCCAACAACUCGUUGGACAACAUCUUCAGCCGCAUAGACCACAACGACAACGGAUACAUCACCUACGACGAGUUCCGAGAGUUUUUGUUGUUGAUGCCACGUUUGCACGGGUCCCGCAUCAAAACUGCAUUCACCUUCAUUGCCGAAGAAUUGGACUUGUCUUCAGAUGGUGACGUGACUUUGAUCAACCAGUUCUUGAGCGGCUUUGGGUUCUUUUUGGCCGGCGGCCUUUCGGGAGUCGUGUCGCGUACUUGCACAGCGCCUUUUGACCGGAUCAAAGUGUUUUUGAUUGCAAGAACAGACUUGUCCUCCACCAUAAUGCACUCGCGAAAAGAAAUCGAGAGAGUGGUUGCAUCGGGCGCAUCGCGUCAUGUCAUAGAAGAGGCUCGCAGAAAAUUGGUUCAGCUCGAGUUGGAAGCGUCGAAAAGAGCUCCAGAACCACCGCAUCGCAGAACCAUCCGAUCUCCCAUCAUCCAAGCAGCUCGCACCCUCUGGAAACAAGGCGGCUUCAAAGCAUUUUAUGUGGGGAACGGCUUGAAUGUGCUUAAAGUGUUCCCCGAAUCGGCCAUGAAGUUCGGUUCUUUCGAGGCGACCAAGAGAGCCUUGGCCCGAAUCGAAGGUGUGGACGACACAUCGAAAUUGUCUAAAGUCUCAACAUAUUUGGCUGGUGGCAUUGGUGGUGUCGUGGCCCAAUUCACGGUUUAUCCCAUCGACACGUUGAAGUUCAGAUUGCAGUGCUCUAAUAUCGACUCGAAAGUGAAGGGCAACGCUCUAUUAAUACAGACGGCCAAAAAUAUGUACAGAGAAGGUGGCCUCCGGAUGUUUUACAGAGGCAUUUUUGUGGGCACGAGCGGAAUCUUCCCUUACGCUGCGUUGGAUUUGGGAACUUUCAGCACCAUCAAAAACUGGCUCGUCAAGAGACAGGCAAAAGAGAUGGGCAUCCCAGAGGAUGAAGUCAGAUUGCCAAACUACAAGGUGCUUUCACUUGGUGCCAUUUCAGGCACUUUUGGAGCUACCGUGGUGUACCCGAUUAAUUUACUAAGAACAAGACUUCAGGCACAGGGCACAUAUGCACAUCCAUACCGAUACGAUGGCUUUCGAGAUGUUUUGCUGAAAACCAUACAAAGAGAAGGAAUCCCAGGGCUUUUCAAAGGACUAGUACCAAACUUGGCCAAAGUGGCGCCUGCCGUCUCCAUCAGUUACUUCAUGUAUGAAAACCUCAAGAACAUCAUGGGAUUGAACAACAAAUUGGAUUGA